Glycine soja is the source of this 2216-nucleotide messenger RNA. Its product is annotated as probable serine/threonine-protein kinase PBL19. The record is from RefSeq and is a predicted model, not a curated record. Gene Ontology annotation, biological process: protein phosphorylation. The transcript has 5 exons. NCBI's taxonomy places the organism in Eukaryota, Viridiplantae, Streptophyta, Magnoliopsida, Fabales, Fabaceae. Gene Ontology annotation, molecular function: protein kinase activity; ATP binding. Bases 480 to 1772 code for a protein of 430 amino acids.
AAAAAAAACACCUAUCCGUCCAAAGCUUAGUCAAUGCAUUCAUCUUUCUCUCUUCAAAGUUCAAAAAACAGAAACUGAGCAAGCUGGCUGGCUAGCCUUUGGUCAACCAAUCAAUGAAAAAGGACAACUUUCAGAGAACUUUCUUUAUUAUACUUCCAUCUCCAUCUUCGAUGUCCGUGAGAGAGACAGAAAGAAGCAAAAGAAAAUUAACAUAUUUGAAGUUGCAAAAAUUCAAGCUUCACGAACGUGUACUGUAGCCUAGCCAUGCUUCUCUGUGUUCUUACCUACCUUUGAGGAUUCAAUUCAAUUACACACCUUCAAUUUUUCAACCAUUUUGCUCUUUGUUGAGUAGUUUUUUUUCCCCUUCUGAGGCGUAUUUGUGUGGCUUAGCUGAUUCUGGUUCAUUUUGCAUGUGCUAUUUGCCUUCAAAGUUGUUAAUCAGAGACUGUGCAUAAGAAUCAUAGCUGAUUGUUUAUGCAAUGAAGUGCUUUUACUAUUUCAGAGACAAAUCUAGGAGCAGUAAGCAAAGGUCAGCACCUGAACUUAAAGACCAAGAAAAACUCGAGUUAUCAGGACCUGAAAGGGUCACCAAGUCUUCAUGCUCAUCUGCAUCGCCUCGCGGUAUACUGGAACUGUAUGAGGAGAAGGGUCACAAUUUGAGGAACUUCUCCUUCACAGAGCUCAAGCGUGCAACGAGUGAUUUCAGCAGCCUUCUUAAGAUAGGAGAAGGUGGAUUUGGAAGUGUGUUUAAAGGUUCAAUCAAGCCUGUUGACGGGAAUGGGAAUUCUGUUUUAGUUGCCAUCAAAAGGCUUAACAAAAAUGCAUUACAGGGCCAUAAGCAAUGGUUGACUGAAGUUCAGUUUCUUGGUAUUGUGGAACACCCAAAUCUUGUCAAGCUUAUUGGAUACUGUGCUUUGGAUGAUGAAAGAGGGAUCCAAAGACUACUAGUGUAUGAAUACAUGCCGAACAAAAGCUUAGAAUUUCAUCUUUUCAAUAAAGCAUAUGAUCCUCUUCCUUGGAAAACAAGACUUGAAAUAAUUCUUGGAGCAGCUCAAGGGUUAUCUUAUCUGCAUGAAGAAUUAGAAAUUCAGGUGAUAUAUCGAGAUUUUAAAGCUUCAAAUGUAUUACUGGAUGAAAACUUUAAGCCAAAGCUUUCUGAUUUCGGACUUGCAAGGGAGGGACCAGUAGCUGGUGAUACUCAUGUUUCAACAGCUGUGAUGGGGACAUAUGGUUAUGCUGCCCCUGAUUACAUUGAGACAGGCCAUCUCACUGCCAAGAGUGAUGUGUGGAGUUUUGGGGUGGUGCUAUAUGAAAUACUUACUGGCAGGCGUUCAAUGGAAAGAAACAGGCCGAAAACGGAGAAGAAACUACUGGAGUGGGUGAAGCAAUAUCCUCCUGAUAGCAAAAGGUUUGACAUGAUAGUGGAUCCGCGACUUCAAGGAGAAUAUUCCAUUAAAGGAGCACGAAAAAUCGCCAAACUUGCAGCACAUUGCCUGCGUAAGAGUGCGAAAGAUCGGCCAUCAAUGAGUCAGGUGGUAGAGAGAUUGAAGCAGAUAAUCCUAGAUUCUGAUGAAGAGCAGCAGCCUGCAGAUGAUAAAAGUAUUGAGGUAUCUGAAAAUGAUCCGGUUGAAGCUGAAGAUAAGACAAAUCAAUCAGGCUCUACAGAGUUAUGGAAAAAGAGGAUGGAACAUCUUGCAAAACUUGGUGAAAGUGUGGAGAGUGCUAGUAGAAGAAGAUUUAUGAUCCUUCAGAGAGCCAAUGUGUCUUCAUAGUUUCAUCCCUAGCAAAAUUUCGUUCGUCCUGGACUCCUGGGUGUAACUAACUGGGAACUAGGUCCAUCCUAGGAGAAAUUGUUAUAUGGGUCUAUGUGGUCUCGGUCAAUCUUUACAUGAUAUGCUUUUAACUCUUUUUCAUAAAUUGAAAAAUGUGAUUAUAUGUCACAUAUAGAUUCAUCGGGACCCCAUAGUUCCGGACCAUGUAACAAUUUCUCUCUUUCUCAGCUAAUGAUGAUGGAUAGACAAAGCAGGCAAAGUUCUAUGUGGUUGAUGUAUAGAAUGGAGAACACUAACAGCACUACAUUGCUAAUGAUCUUUUGAGUGGCCAUAUAUUUUUGUUUGAUAUGAAUGAGAGAUAUAAAUAUAUUAGUGGCCUUUGUAUUGUUAAUAUAGAAACUAGAAAGUGAUUCUAUGGUAUAUAGCUUGUGAAUUUUUUUUUUC